This is a messenger RNA of Closterium sp. Naga37s-1, 777 nucleotides long. Lineage: Eukaryota; Viridiplantae; Streptophyta; Zygnematophyceae; Desmidiales; Closteriaceae. The record is from the annotation of a GenBank genome assembly.
AUGUGGCGGCGCGCGAUUGCAUGGCGCGUGGGGCGCUUCAGCGAGAAAGAGCAGUGCGCUCUGCGCUCCCCCCGUGCGUCGCUCGGCUUCUCCCCUCUGCGACCCAAGCCCGUGGCUAAGCCGCCCAGCAAGAAGCCCAGGCCCAGGGAUGUGAUGGGUACCGCUGCUGCUGUGAAGCCCAGAGCGGUGCACAGCGGUCAAGCGACCGUCGCAGCUGCAACAGCCAAAGCCACGCCAGCCAAGGCGACGGAAGCUAAGCCGACGUCAGUUAAGGCGACGCCAGCCAAGGCGACGCCGGCUAAGGCGACGGAAGCUAAGGUGACGUCAGCUAAGGUGCCGUCAGCUAAGGCCACGCCAGCUAAAGCCACGCCAGCUAAGGCGACGCCAGCCAAGGCGACGCCAGCCAAGGCGACGCCAGCUAAGGCGACGCCAGCUAAGGUGACGCCAGCUAAGGCGACGCCAGCUAAGGUGACGCCAGCGAAGGCGACACUUGCAAGCCCUACUGCCGCGGUAGGUACGAAGGCUGCAGGUGCAAGCAGCCGAGCAGCAGCACCAGCAGCAGCAGCAGCCGCACCAGCCGCAGCAGCUCCCCACAGCCCGAAGGCGGGUCUUGUUGGCGUGUCUGGAAUCCCCAGACCUGCAGGCAGUGCAGCAACAAGGAGGGCCGCAGCAGGAGCGACUGCGAGUGGCAUUCCCAAGCCAGGGAAGGGUGUUGUGGGAGAGAUGGGUGGAGAGGUGGAGGAAUGUGGUGAGCUGGAAUGGGGAGGCAUGGCAUGA